This is a messenger RNA of Habropoda laboriosa, 1192 nucleotides long. It is a transcript of the gene Phm, whose product is annotated as peptidylglycine alpha-hydroxylating monooxygenase. The record is from RefSeq and is a predicted model, not a curated record. Gene Ontology annotation, cellular component: extracellular region; membrane. NCBI's taxonomy places the organism in Eukaryota, Metazoa, Arthropoda, Insecta, Hymenoptera, Apidae. The transcript is spliced from 3 exons. Bases 71 to 1078 code for a protein of 335 amino acids. Gene Ontology annotation, biological process: peptide metabolic process. Gene Ontology annotation, molecular function: oxidoreductase activity, acting on paired donors, with incorporation or reduction of molecular oxygen, reduced ascorbate as one donor, and incorporation of one atom of oxygen; copper ion binding.
GUGUCAGUUGACAGGGUUUAUGUGAAUCUCUCGAGUAAUUGAUGAAAUACUUUUGAAUACUACGGCCAGAAUGAAAGGAAAUCAUGCUUUCACCACUUAUGUUUUAUUUACAUUUUUGUGCAAAUUGAUCGAGUGUAACAGUGUGAAUAAAUAUGCGUUACUUAUGCCAAAUGUUAAACCGAAUCGGGAGGAAUUGUAUCUGUGUACUCCAGUGAAAGUAGACCCUUCUGAAAAUUACUAUUUGAUAGGUUUCGAGCCGAAUGCAACAAUGACAAGUACACACCAUAUACUUUUGUACGGUUGUGGUAAACCUGGUAGCUCAAAACCUGUAUGGAAUUGUGGAGAAAUGGGGCGUGGUAUGAACGAUAUCGAGGAAACAAUGGUGCCUUGUGCAGAAGAAUCCCAGAUAUUGUACGCUUGGGCUAGAGAUGCACCGACGUUAAUUUUGCCGGAAGGAGUAGGUUUCAAGGUUGGCAGGGAUUCUCCGAUAAAGUAUUUAGUUCUACAGGUUCAUUAUAGCCACGUUGAACAAUUUAAAGAUGGUAGCUCAGACAAUUCUGGUGUAUUCCUUCAUUACACUUUACGUCCACUGGGUAAAUUAGCCGGUGUUCUUCUACUGGGAACUUCAGGUGUCAUACCUCCUAGGAGUGUAACAUAUAUGGAAACAGCUUGUACGAUAAAAGAGAACAAAACUAUUCAUCCUAUCGCCUAUAGAACUCAUACUCAUUCACUUGGAAAAGUAGUUUCUGGAUAUUUGGUAAAACCAGAUUAUACAUGGAUAGAAUUAGGGAAAAGAGAUCCUUUGACCCCUCAAAUGUUUUAUCCUAUACAUAAUAAGGUUUCAGCUAGUCAAGGUGACCGAAUAGCAGCUCGUUGUACUAUGUCUAGUAGACGCGAUAGUUUGACACAAAUUGGCGCUACUAAUUCGGACGAAAUGUGUAAUUUUUAUUUGAUGUACUACGUUGAAAACGGCGAACCAUUAUCCAUGAAAUACUGCUUUACCCUCGGUCCUCCUCGUUAUUACUGGAAAGACGAUGGACUUUUCAACAUUCCUAACGUAGAGGCAUCUAGUUUAUAAUAACGUAGUUGCCUCGGUAAAAAAUUGACCUAGGUACCGGACUGUUGACAAUGGAACAGAGUUUAACGGAAACAUUUAAUCUAUUUGUUAUAAAAUAGAGUUUGUUUCUAAAAC